UUGCCAUGGCUACACGCAGUCGGCGUCGGUGAAUCCCUGCGAGCGAAGGAGGAAAAGGAAGAUGGAGGAGAAUAUGGUUAAAGACGUCGAGACUGGCAGUGAAGUUGGGGGAGAAGAUGCCUUAGUGGGCAAUGUGAACAAGUUGCUGGUGACUCCACCAGGGUACUCGGGAGCCCAGCGGAAAGGACACCUGAUCUUUGAUGCUUGCUUUGAGAGCGGUAACCUUGGCCGGGUCGACUACAUCAACGAAUUUGAGUUUGACCUUUUCAUCCGGCCUGACACCUGUAACCCUCGUUUUAGAGUCUGGUUCAACUUCACCGUAGAAAAUAUCCGGGAGACACAGAGGGUGAUUUUCAACGUGGUCAAUUUCUCCAAGACCAAGAGCCUGUACAGAGAUGGCAUGUCUCCUGUGGUCAAGUCUACCAGCAGACCUAAAUGCAACAACGGCGCCUAGACCUGUUAACUAUCACCAACCCCG
This is a messenger RNA of Lampris incognitus (smalleye Pacific opah), 478 nucleotides long. RefSeq names its product AGBL carboxypeptidase 4 (gene agbl4). The record is from RefSeq and is a predicted model, not a curated record. The transcript is spliced from 5 exons. The coding region runs from base 62 to 454 and encodes 130 amino acids. NCBI's taxonomy places the organism in Eukaryota, Metazoa, Chordata, Actinopteri, Lampriformes, Lampridae.